Polypterus senegalus (gray bichir) is the source of this 1512-nucleotide messenger RNA. RefSeq lists its product as uncharacterized. The record is from RefSeq and is a predicted model, not a curated record. The transcript is spliced from 4 exons. Bases 1 to 1455 code for a protein of 484 amino acids. Lineage: Eukaryota; Metazoa; Chordata; Cladistia; Polypteriformes; Polypteridae. Gene Ontology annotation, biological process: DNA integration. Gene Ontology annotation, molecular function: nucleic acid binding.
AUGGCGCAGGCAGAGACUUCUGAAGUUCUUAGGACUAUUAGAACUGUGUUCACUGCAAUAGAAAGAAAUAUUCUGGAAGGGUCUGUGAUUGAUUCUGAUACUAAGAAUUUAUUGCAAAAUGCAAAACACAACUUUGAUAGAAUUUCAUCGGCAUUACCAGAAAAUAUUAGAGUACAAUUGAGAGACUGUUUUGAGGAUUUGAUACCACGAAUUGAAAGAUAUGAUGCCAGAAACUCUCCACCAGUUAUCAACAACUUUCUUGCUACGCGCAUUAAAGAAGGUCAGUUUGGUAUGCCAAAAGUUGAAAUCUCAAAAGAACAACUGAAGCUUUUAAUUUCACAAGGAUACACUGGGAAAAGAAUUGCAGAACACAUAGGAUGUUCUGCAUCUUAUAUUUAUAAACGCCUGAAAACUGAGGGUCUGUCACCAAGACAGAAAUUCAGCAGUAUAACAGAUAAUGAACUGGAUGAAGAAUGCAAAAGACUACAAGCAAGUUGUCCAAAUGCCGGUUCUGAGAUGAUGUCAGGAAUGCUAAGGGCAAGGGGAAUACAUGUACAAAGGGACAGACUUCGACGCACAUUGGCUAGACUUGACCCAAUUGGCACUGCUCAGAGAUGGUCACAAACUGUUCAAAGAAGGUCAUACCAUGCCGUCUCACCUAACAGUAUAUGGCACAUUGACAGUCACAUGAAGCUUAUAAGGUGGGGCUUUGUUGUACAUGGUGCUAUCGAUGGCUUCUCCCGUCUAAUACCUUAUUUAAGUUGUGCUACAAACAAUUCUUCAUCCACGGUGCUACAGACUUUCUGCAGGGGUGCUCUACAGUAUGGAUUACCAUUAAGAGUGAGGUCUGACCAAGGCACAGAAAAUGUUCAGGUAGCACUGCUUAUGAAUGCCAUCAGAGGAUUACACCGUGGCAGCCAUAUAACUGGACUUUCUGUCCAUAACCAGAGAAUUGAAAGGCUGUGGAGAGAUGUAUUUCAACAGGUUCUCUUCCCCAUCUACAAAGAAUUUUAUGAAAUGGAAGAUAAUGGUAUACUUGAAGAAGGCAAUAGUUUACACAAAGGGUGUCUACAAUAUGUUUACUACUCAACAAUUAAUCAAAGAUUGGAAAUGUUCAGAGAAGGCUGGAAUAAGCAUAGAAUUAGAACUGAACAUAACAGAACACCGGAACAAAUAUGGUUCGAUAGCUUGUCCACUACAUCUCACCAAACAAGUCUAUCUGACAUGAAUACACAACAGUUUAGAGAAAGUUUAAUAGAAAAUUUACAAAGAAUAGGUGUAUCAUUUUCAGAUGAUGCAUAUAUGGAGCCUCAGGAGACAUUCAACCCACUUGAAAUGUCUGUCCAGAAUCUACAGAUACUACAAGAUGCUAUUCAGCUUGAAACAAAUUUAAAAGAUAAAUAUGCAUGUUGUGUUCAAAAGGCCAAUGACUUAUUAACAGAUACCCAAACAUAAUGUCCACUCCAUUUUGCAUGUAGUAUUAAAAAAUUGUUCAUGAGUACAUUGGCAAGG